UUCGAGAUUAAGACUUUUGUGAUAAUCUGUGUUAAUUUUGAAAUUAAAAAGAAUAAAAAUCAAGAUGGAGGGCUGCGGGAUGAACUGUAUUAAAUAUUUGCUGGUGGUCUUCAAUGGAAUAUUUUUGAUCUUCGGCAUUGUGAUAAUAGCAGCAGCAUGCGUGGACAUGGGAAUGAUCAAGGGGUUCGCUGGCAUGGAACCGACUGGCCAUGAAACUGACGCCCUGCUGAUCGCUAUCGGGGUCCUCAUCAUCAUCAUAGCUGCCUUCGGCUGCUUCGGUGCCUGGAAGGAGAGCCCUAAGCUGUUGUAUAUCUUCGUCGGCUGUCUGAUCAUCAUCAUUCUGCUGGAGCUGUCCGUUGGCAUCGCUGCUGCUGCUUUACGCCCUCAAAUUGAGAGCACUCUCAAAUCCCAACUGCGAGCUUCCUUUAUCAAGAACAAGUCUACCAAAGAAGAGGAUUCUACCUACAGGGAAUUCUGGGACCGUGUCCAGUCUAGCCUGGAAUGCUGUGGCAUCACCGGUCCUGAUAACUAUGGAGCCUCGGAACCUCGCAUCAAUCCGUCCUUCAGCUGCUGCCCCAACGAUGGAACCGACCACUCCGCUGAGAUCAAACGCUCCAACUGCCUCUCGGAUGGGAAGUACUACAAGGAAGGGUGUGAAGAUAAAGUUCUUGGAACGAUCCAUAGCGCCGGCAUGACUGUCAUCGUUUGUGGAAUUCUCUUCUGCUUUUUGGAGGUUGCAGGCAUCGUACUAGCCCUUUGGUUAGCGCACUCCAUAAAAACGCAGGGGAAGAGCCGGGAGACCGCUUAAUUCAACACCUUAGCUACAUAGCCACAGAGUAUAAUUUCUCAUGCAAUGCACUAUACGUAAGCUAAAUUAAGUUACCUUAUUUAUUUAAGUGUAGAAUUUAUAAAAGCUAACGUCAAACGUCAACGUCUCACGGGUUGACGUCGGAAAUCUGACGUUAAAACAAUUUUUACCUUAAUGGCGGGAAGGUAAGAGUGAUAAUUAAAAUCAUUAAUUGUAUUUUGAUAGUCUUGUUGAAUAGCUCGAAAAAUAAUGAUUGUAAUAAUUGUUACAUUUAUAAAAGCAUUUAAAUAUUUCCAUAGUACCUCUAAGGAUUCAAAUUUAACUUUCGAAUACGUAUCAUUCCGCCAUUUUAAAUGUGUACCUUAAUGUGUUAUUAUUUUUUUAUUGAAACCAAAGCUAAAAUAAUAAUAUAAUAUCUAAAUAAUAAUAUUUUAAAAAUUAACAAAGAAAUAAAUAAAACUAAAAAAACAACAAUAAAAUUAUAUGUGUAACGAUUAUAAAACGUUUUGAAAAUUAAUACGAGAAUAUAAGAAAGAAUCUUGAAAUAAAAAAGAACCAAUUAAUCUUAUUAUGAAAUUUCAGAGAUGUCCUAGACAACCUGUAUCUUUAAAUGGACUUUCGUUUGUAUUAAGUACAUAAUAUUGAAAUAUAAUUUAAAUUUCAUACAAAUAAUGAAUACCUAAGCCAGAUUAUUACCAUCCAGAUCCAUAAUAAUGAAUUAUAGAUAUUAUAUUUCAAUUUCUCCAUCCAGAUCAUCAAAGAAAACCAGCGUGAAACAACCAUAGCGUUGUUUCGCCAAUUCCCUCCUUUACUAUACCCAAUCGUCGAUCCCCGAAAAGGCAAGUACCUUGUCGAUGUUGGGGGUAGGUACAUAUAUAAAAAAAUAUAUAAAAAACGAUUAAAUGUUUCUGUCAGUCUCUAUUUCAUUAACCAGAGCUAAUCGGUACAAAAACUCAUUAGAAUAUACAUAUUGUUUGCA
Molecule: messenger RNA, 1787 nt
Organism: Spodoptera exigua (beet armyworm)
Lineage: Eukaryota; Metazoa; Arthropoda; Insecta; Lepidoptera; Noctuidae
Source: the annotation of a GenBank genome assembly